GCUGUUACUGAUUCCUACCAGCGACACAACAGGCAGGUCUUCACUUCAAUACUACAGGCGGCUGAAAGACGUCAAGCCUCAACGAACAGAGUUACUGACUUUGCCUGCAGUGGUCUAAUAUUCCCAGAGCUAUUGAAGGUAGACCCCCCCUCAGAUUGAACGUUGCAUCAAAAUCUCCAGAUCCUUGCUCCAGACGGAGUUUUAAGCCAUCUUACCCAGUGGGAGCACCCAAGCCUGAACUGCGAGCCGACAUGAAAGAGGAGUAAGGUGCAGCAGGGAUACUACCUCCACCCCUCAUAUUCCUAUCCCUCAACCAAUCUGAGCAAGGGAAGCAGCCCAGGCGGCAGUAGCACAACACGCUGUGAUGACCACAGGCACGAUGGGAGUCACUGUGUUCUGUGUGGUGGUGCUAGCGUUCAUCUGUCACAGCCACAGCCUGGAAACACAAAACUCUAUGUACGGGUUCAGAAGGUCUCGGGAAAAUGUCUUGUCAGACUCCAGUAACUGUAUGUCCUGGACAAAGCAGCAGCAGGUGUUUCCAAACCCUCACAAUUUCUCGGUGGAUAUUCGGAUGCCUGGUGUUGUCCCGGCUGGGUCGGACACUUACCUGUGCAUGGCAUUUCCUGUGCCGACUAGUCGAGAUACAUAUAUCGUGGACUUCAUACCUCAUGCCAGUAUGGAAACAGUCCAUCACAUGCUGCUGUUCGGCUGCCAGACUCCUGUCUCCACCAGCGGCUACUGGGACUGCGGCAGUGUACAAGGCACAUGUGAGGAUGAAGCUUCCAUUAUGUACGCCUGGGCCCGGAAUGCACCACCAACUAAAUUACCCAAAGAUGUUGGUUUCAAAGUUGGAAGAAGCUCGGGGAUGUCUUACUUUGUGCUGCAGAUCCAUUAUGGAGACAUCAGUGCUUUCAGAGACCAUCAUAGAGAUUGCUCAGGACUUACUUUAAGAAUGACAUCAAAACCGCAACCAUUCAUUGCUGGCAUAUACCUGCUCAUGUCUGUGGACACAGUUAUCCUUCCAGGAAAAAGAGUUACAAAUGCAGACGUCGCCUGUGAUUACACUUCAUAUCCCAUCUACCCGUUCGCCUUCAGGACCCACACACACCGCCUUGGUAAAGUGGUCAGUGGCUACAGGAUCCGAGAUGGGAAGUGGAGCCUGAUUGGAAGACAGUCCCCUCAGCUACCACAGGCUUUCUAUCCUGCUAACACGGACGUGGCUGUGAAGUAUGGCGACACCAUUGCAGCCAGAUGUGUUUUUACUGGUGAAGGCAGACACUCCAAAACUUAUAUUGGUGGUACCUCUGAUGAUGAAAUGUGCAACUUCUAUAUAAUGUACUACAUGGACAGCAAACAUGCCAUCCCCUACAUGAACUGCAUGGAGACUGGCUCCAAAGAGCUGUUUCAGCAUAUUCCAGCUGAGGCCAAUGUUCCCAUCGCUGUCAGUCCAAGUCAUAUGAACUCUAUGAUGCAUAUGGGACACUCCACAGAUCAUCAAGAUGACAAAUCGUUGUUGCAGAGAAAGAAAGCAGAGCAGGUCCUGGAUCAAGACUCCCAUUUGGAGCAAGUCCCAGCGUGGCCGCAGAGCUCUCUGCAGCUGGGUCAGGUGUCAGGACUUGCCCUCGACACAGAUUCUAACCUGGUUAUUUUCCACAGAGGUGACCACCACUGGGGGGCCGACUCUUUUAACAGCCAGGCGAUGUACCAGCAGAGAUCCUUAGGUCCUAUUCAGCAGUCCACUAUUUUGGUUGUGGACCCAGCCAGAGGGAACAUCCUGAAGGCUUCUGGCAGAAACAUGUUUUACUUGCCUCAUGGAAUAACUACAGACAAGGAGAAUAAUUACUGGGUGACUGAUGUGGCUCUUCAUCAGGUGUUGAAAGUCAGCAGUGAUGGCAGAGACAGAACCUUGCUGGCACUGGGAGAGGCCUUCACACCAGGAAGUGACAACAACCACUUCUGCCAGCCCACCGAUGUGGCUGUAGACACAGACACUGGGAACAUCUUUGUUUCUGAUGGGUACUGUAAUGCCAGGAUACUGAAAUUCUCAGCUGAUGGCAAAUACCUGUCUGAGUUUGGUGCAGGCUCGUCAGACAGGAGGAGGCGUGUACCGUUCCGCGUCCCCCACAGCCUGGUGUUCAUUCCAGACCGACAGGAAGUUUGUGUGGCUGACAGGGAGAACGGACGUAUUCAGUGCUUCAUAGCCGAAACUGGAGAGUUUGUCAAGGAAAUAAAGAAAGAAGAGUUUGGAGGGGAAGUGUUCGCCAUCACCUACAGCCCUGCUGGAGAUGGAUUGAUCUUUGCAGUAAAUGGGGACUCUCCGUAUCACUCAGCUCCACUCAGAGGCUUUGUAAUAAAUUAUUCAACCAAGGAUAUUUUGGAUACUUUCAACCCAGAGAAAAAGGAGUUCAAAAUGCCUCAUGACAUCAUUGAAACCAGGGAUGGCACCGUCUUUGUUGGGGACGCAGGCACUAAAUCAGUCUUCAAAUUUACCACUGAGAAGUUGCAUCGCUCUGUCAAGAAAGCUGGAAUUGAGGUUCAACUUGAAGAAAUGCAGAUGUUUGUCCAAAAUAAGCUGAGUCCGGAGCACAACAUGACAAAGACAGCAGCCAUCCAAGAGAAGCAAACUAUGGCUCAACAGCCUCAACCACUCAAAGAGGCAGAAGAGAAGAACAAGAGUGCAGCAAAGACAAACAGACAGCAGGGUGUGCUCCCAGCCGUCAUCACCACCCUGCUGCUCAUCCCUCUGCUGCUGGUCAUCUCCAUAGGAGUCUUUAUCUGCUGGAGAAAAAACAACCGAAGUGAGGUGAAAACUGAACCCAGCUCUGUGGGAGGGAUCUUGGGAAAAAUAAGAGGUAAAGCCGUUGGCAGUCUGAACCUGGGAAACUUCUUUGCGUCCCAUAAGGGUUACAGUCGUCAGGGCUUCGACCAGCUGAGCACUGAAGGCAGCGACCAGGAGAGGAACGACGAGGACAGCAGUGACUCCGAGAACGAGGAGUACUCCGCUCUGCCCCCUCCGCAGUCCUCCUCUUAGACGCUCUGGGACCAGCCACCAACCUUCUGCUUACAUUGCCAAGAUGUGUUAUUCAUCGUGUGUAACUGUUGUGUUAGCUGCCAACCUUAUUGUUUAUAUAUUUAAAGAUAUACUGUAUAUAAAUAUAAUUUGGCAGAAUUUUGAGAUUUUAUUUAAUCCUAAUUUAAUUUACGUGUGGUCUUGAUACGGCCUCGGUGCCAAGACUCACGCAUUACUUUAAAAGAUUUGUUUGCCCCAAAUCAACCUUGCAUUUAUUGAAAUUAUUAGCACACUCCUGGUAUCAGAUUCUGCCUUGAAACAAGAACAAGUCUGCCAAUGGGCGGAGAUGCUUCUGCUACUUCCAGUUCUACUUUUAGUCCCUUGUUUCAGGGGUUUUCUUGAAAUGAGAGACCCAUUGCUGGAUUUUUAUUUUAACUUCAAACUUAACUGAAUGGAUCCUCGCAUGGGGAAUUUCUAUGACUGAAAUGUGGUUAAAUAUUUCACAGUCAGUUGCUGUUAUCAGUAGAAAAGGGCUCUGAUUUCAUGGUGGCGCUAUGACCAGCACAGCGAUGCAGCAGUUUGGUAGUUUCCUGACCAUGACUUUCACACCUGUUUGCCCCGUGCAGAGGUGGGAGGAGACAGGUAGAACCGCCCCUGAACAACACUCUGCUGCCAGUUUGUUUACUCUGUCAGCAAACUAAAGGCUUGGAGAGGUCGCUGUAAUGACUCUCCAACAAGUAAACCUUCAGUUCAUUAAAUCCCUGCAGCCAUCUGAAGCAGCAGGAAUGUAUGGGGAUAAACCUGCAGCCUCUGAUUCUGCUUGGUUGCUUCUCACCACUGGUCAUUGCUGGUCAGAUACAGUUUCCUCAUGGUGGAAUGGAUGUUAUUUAAAGAAGUGAAGACUGAUAGUUGAUAGCACAAGCAGUUUUACUGUCUGCCUGUCUACAUCUAGUUUUAUCCUGUUAGACUUAGUCCCAGUCCUGCCCAAGAACUCCUGCUUUGUGCUGGUCACUGUGCUCGCUGCAUUAAAACAGGGCCCUAAAACCCAGAAAACCGCUGUUGUCACCCAUCAGGUGGUUGUGUACUGUUCAGUGUUUUGGAUUCUGUUGAGUCAGAACUGACUUGAACGCAGUGUUUUUCAUGACAUUUCAAUAUCUGAGUAAGAAUUCAGUGAAGCAGGAUCAGUUACUGAAAUCUCCUUUGAUUUUAAAAAUGAAUAGUUUUGUCAGCACUGAUAGAGUAUAAAGUACAGAUAGAUUUUAAUGGAAAAGUGCGUCCUUCCUUACAUAAAUCUCUUCCAUGUAGUGAAUCGACACGCAUCACAUUAUUUCAACAUAACUGUUUGGUCCACGUUUCAGUUCAGUAACAUUUCACUUGUAAUUUUGUGCCUUUUUACAUCUGUGUUUGCCUUUCUUUAGCACCUGCCAUUACAAACAUGAUGAAACAGCUGCUGCUAGUAGAGCUUGUACUAUGUUGAUUUCUCUUCCAAGUGAAUGGAAAGUGGAUAUUAUUACAGAUAUAUGUAUAUUAAUGCAUGUGUGUGUAUGUGUGUGAGUGUGUGCGUGCGUGCGUGAGUUAGUGUGUGUACAAUUCCAUUCGAACAUUGUUCAACAGUCAAGUCUCAAGCACUGUAACUUUGACCACGUCAAACUCACUAACUUCAGCCAACGUAAAGAAACAGCAUGAACUGAGAACUGGUUUCUGUGUACGUGUGACAUUUUGUGACCUAAAGGAACCACAUCAGUCUGUGUGGUGCUUUCUAUUUCUGCUCUCCAUUUUCAGAUGCAUGCUGUGCUCUCAAAAUUUACUUGAGCAGUUUUCUGCUACAUUUUUGUAGAUCAGUUAUGUGCUUGGAGUGCUUGUGGAGUAAUUUGAGUAAUCUGCACUGCAGUGCUGAAAAUGUUUAUUAUUGAUUAAUUUGGCGGUGUCUUGAUUACUUAAUUGUCUCAACUAAAAUAUCAGAUCUUUAUAUUCAGAUGUCUUCAAAUCAGCACUACAAACCCAAAGAUACUAAUGACUAGCAUAGAAGCUAGUUUGUGCUAGCUUUAUUAUCACAGAUAGGGUAUGCACAAAUGUACACAAUACAGUUUCCAGGCACCCUGAGGAGGGUCACUGAGGAUGUGCUCAGCUGACAUCUGGAUACACCCAGCGAACCCACCCCCCCUCACCCCCUCACCAUCUGAUCAUAUGCAGCAACGUUAUCAA
Messenger RNA from Chelmon rostratus (copperband butterflyfish), 5215 nucleotides. It is a transcript of the gene pam, whose product is annotated as peptidylglycine alpha-amidating monooxygenase. Bases 365 to 3031 code for a protein of 888 amino acids. Gene Ontology annotation, molecular function: peptidylglycine monooxygenase activity; protein binding; copper ion binding. Gene Ontology annotation, biological process: peptide metabolic process. The record is from RefSeq and is a predicted model, not a curated record. The transcript is spliced from 27 exons. Gene Ontology annotation, cellular component: extracellular region; membrane. NCBI's taxonomy places the organism in Eukaryota, Metazoa, Chordata, Actinopteri, Chaetodontiformes, Chaetodontidae.